AUGCUGUUGGUGGCUACAGAAUCCUCUCCGCCGGCAAUGCAAGACACUCACCCGUCUUCAACCGGCGUUGUUCCGGCAAACGGCAAGAAUGCUUCCGCUACUGACUUUUCGAUCGCUGCUAUCAUGGCCCGAGGAGCACCUGCGGUCAAAGAGAAAUCGACUUCUGAAGGUGAGCGGCUAUCUCCUCUUCCUUCAGAUUCGGAGAGCAGCGGCAGACCGUCCCCUUCUUGGGACAGAGUCGCGUCAGGGGGACAAAAGAGGGAUAGAUCCACACCUGCAUCCAGUGUCCCCGAAGAAGACGAUGAGCCUGAUAUGGAAGAGGCUUCAGACACCUCUAGCAAGUCUCCCCGGCUCAAGAGGGGCAGCGUGUCGGGAUCUUCCAAGCGGCGCUCGUCUGGAGAAGGAUCGGGAGGCGGCGCCGCCAACAAUCCAUACGCCGAGUCCUUGAAGGGUCGCUGCAGUUGUCAAGAUCUCCUCAGGGUGGAUUGUGUCCUGGAAAAUAAGGACCUCUGGGAGAAAUUCAACGAGCUGGGGACCGAAAUGAUCAUCACCAAGACGGGAAGGCGGAUGUUCCCAACUCUUCGAGUGUCUUUCUCUGGAGUCGAAACCAUGGACUCUGUACAACACGGAAACGGUGUCAAAUAUUCUGUACUGAUGGAUAUAGUACCGGUGGAUCAAAAGAGGUACAGGUACGCCUAUCACCGAUCAUCAUGGUUGGUGGCUGGGAAAGCUGAUCCUCCUUCUCCGGCUAGGCUAUAUACACACCCAGAUUCACCUUUCAGCGCAGAUCAGUUACGAAAACAGGUGGUUUCUUUUGAAAAAGUAAAGCUGACUAACAACGAGAUGGACAAGCAGGGUCAUAUUGUGCUGAACUCAAUGCAUAAAUAUCAACCGAGGAUCCACUUAGUCAGGAGAAGAAAUACGCAUGGAUCCAACAGUCCAAUAACAGACUUGGAAGGAGAAGAUUACAGAACUUACGUGUUUCCUGAAACCGUUUUCACGGCGGUGACGGCGUACCAGAACCAACUAAUAACCAAGCUCAAAAUAGACAGCAAUCCUUUCGCCAAAGGCUUCAGAGACUCUUCCAGGUUAACAGAAUUCGAUCGGGACACCAUGGAAGCUCUAAUAGGUGACCCAGCUUAUUUACAUUCACCCUUCCGGGCGCUCUUGGAGCAUCCGGAACGCGAAGAUCUACAAGCAGCUUUAGCCAGAGAAAACCUCCUCGGACUGAGACCACCUAUCUUGCCAUGGAAACCUUCCGGAUCCUUGCCUUCCUUCACAGACACAUACGGCAUGCUGGCCAGUCUUCCAGCUAUGUAUGCAAUGAACCCUGCAAACAGGGCCCACAUGUGGGCCCAGUGGGGGGCAGGUGGCCUCAGCCACCAACUCGGACUCCUCUGUGCAGCGAAUGCAGCCAAUUCUCAAGCGUGCAAUGUGUUGAGGCCAACAACGAUGUCAGCACCAUCUGCUGAUACUUAUGGCAUCCACAGGUACAUGCCGUACUUUUAUGGUGCAAAGAAAGAUUCGAAUGAACUUAGUAAAGAUUCUUCAACAAACCAUACGCCAUAUAGGUGAAAUUUGCGUACGUAAUAAAAUGCUAGAUACAAUUUAUUAGAAAACAAUACUGAAUCUGCGCACCAGGGUUGCGCAAUAGUGGUUCCAGUUUCUGUUCUUUGCAAUGAUGAAGGUGCCCGGUAAAAUUACGAUGUGUACAGUUUGAUCAUUUUUGACUCUUCUAUUAAUCAAGCAUUGUAUUUUCCCUAAUCCCGGUUUUAUAGAGAGAAUGGAUUACUUAUAAGAUGUUUCAUUUACUUUUAUGAAAGUGACA
Messenger RNA from Uloborus diversus, 1828 nucleotides. RefSeq names its product T-box transcription factor TBX20-like. The coding region runs from base 1 to 1575 and encodes 524 amino acids. The record is from RefSeq and is a predicted model, not a curated record. The transcript is spliced from 8 exons. Gene Ontology annotation, biological process: regulation of transcription by RNA polymerase II; cell fate specification; heart development. Lineage: Eukaryota; Metazoa; Arthropoda; Arachnida; Araneae; Uloboridae. Gene Ontology annotation, molecular function: DNA-binding transcription factor activity, RNA polymerase II-specific; RNA polymerase II cis-regulatory region sequence-specific DNA binding. Gene Ontology annotation, cellular component: nucleus.